AUGACCGCGAUCGGUGCGUUCGGCCCUCGCCCUCCGGCGCCGUCCAUCGACGGGCUCGGCCGGCGCUCGCCUAGUCCCGCCUGGCGCGCGGCCCCGGAAGGCGCUGAGCUUAAACCGAAGGCGGCGGAGGCGGCCGAGGAGCGCGCGAGCCGGGCCGAGCCCAGCCGAGCCUGGGUUCGGGUUCGGGUUCGGGUUCAGCCUAUAAACAUGGGGCGUCGUUCAUCAGACACGGAAGAAGAAAGUCGAAGUCGGAGAAAAAAGAAGCAUCGUCGACGUUCGUCGUCAAGCAGUUCUUCGGACAAUAGGACGUUCAUCCAUAAGAAGUCAGGCAGAAAGUCAAGGUCAAAGUCGCGAUCGUGGUCGAGAGAUCUUCAGUCUCGUUCACAUUCUUACGAAAAAAGACGCAGACACCGCUCCAGUAGCAGCUCUUCUUAUGGGUCCAGAAGAAAACGCAGCCGAAGCCAUUCGAGGGGGCGGGGCCGAUCUCACCGAUCACAGAGAUCAAGGUCCAAAAGCAGAGUGAGGAGAUCUCGGUCUCGGCCUCACCCGCGUUCUCACAGUCGGAGCAGUGAGAGAUCGGGUCACCGAAAAACCCACAGCCCGUCUCGUGAACGAGAAAGGCGUAAAGGCAGAGAGAAAGAAAAACGUGAAAAGGGGAAAGAAAAGGAAUUCUACAACUUGAAGCGUGGGGACUCGGGAAACAUCAAAGCAGGAUUAGAACAUCUGACCCCAGCUGAGCAGGCCAAAGCCAGGUUUCAGAUGGUUCUUGAAGCUGCAGAGAGUGUCUGUGUAUUGGUCAUUUCACUGUUUUCCCUUGCAGUUUCCCAAGGUGGAGCAUUGCUGGCUCCUGACUACCCUUUGGGAAAGGGCCCUAAAGGACCCAAAGCAGCAUUAUGCCAAUGUCAUUUGGCCCUGAAUGCACCUCUGGAGAGAAGGAAGCAGGCAGAUGCGGUUACCAAGAGAUCAAGCGAAGGAAGGGUGCCGGAGGGGUGGAAAUAUCAGUACCAUUUUCACGAGGCUGUUAUGGUCGCAAGAGUAGGAUUUAAUAUAAUUUAUCGGCAUCGGGCUCGGAUAAGAACAUUCCGUGGAGCUCAGGAGGAAGCUGGCAAAAUGUAA
Messenger RNA from Tachyglossus aculeatus (Australian echidna), 1116 nucleotides. RefSeq names its product serine/Arginine-related protein 53-like. Gene Ontology annotation, biological process: alternative mRNA splicing, via spliceosome. Gene Ontology annotation, cellular component: nucleus; cytoplasm. The coding region runs from base 1 to 1116 and encodes 371 amino acids. The transcript is spliced from 9 exons. The record is from RefSeq and is a predicted model, not a curated record. Lineage: Eukaryota; Metazoa; Chordata; Mammalia; Monotremata; Tachyglossidae.